GCGGAGCGCGUGCGGCCCGAGGGCUGAUCGGGGGACCGGCGUGGCCCUGCCCGCAGCCCGCGGCGAUGGGCGAGGCGAGCCGGGUGUGCUCCGGCUACUACAGCCUCAACCACAGCUUCGUGGAGCCCUUCCCGUGUCCGCGGCGCGGAGAGGCGGCCGCCCUCCGCUACUGCUGCGGCUUCGCAGACCUCAAGUACUGCUGCAGCGAGCCGGGCAGCUACUUCCCCUACAAGCACAGCUACAUGUGGAGCCUCAGCAUCGGUGCCCUGAUUGGAUUGGGAAUUGCUGCCCUUGUUUUACUUGCCUUUGUCAUCAGCGUCUGUGUCCUUUGCUAUCUAUUUCUGCAUACAAAGCCUCAAAGGUUAGACACUGGCCUUAAACUUCAACACCUAGAGACUUCUUCCACUCAAGAAGGCAACUCAAAUAGGAAAAUCAAAACCCCCAAUUCAAACGCAGCAUCAAAUUCAACAAAUGAAACAAUCUAUGAAGCUGAUGAUGUAAUUGAGGAAAAAACAAUGGAUACAACACAAAUCAACAUCGUGUAUUAUUAAAAAUUCUGUGUUAUAAAAGCUCACAGGAGAGAUGGAACAGUAAAAAUAAAGUGCAUUUUAAAUAGUUCGUAAUAAUACUUUUAAAAAAUUCACCACUCACAAAGCAAAACAUAGCUGCAUUUUUAAUCAAUCUUUUUAUUAAACACCCAGUAAGGAUUUAAUAGAUUUUCAUGUACAUAAGUUUACUUUUACUUGCUAAUUAAAAUGUACAUUAUACAAAAUUAUGCUAAUACUUUAGGCAAAGUUAAAUAAUUUAUCAAUUAGCAG
Messenger RNA from Myotis daubentonii (Daubenton's bat), 818 nucleotides. RefSeq names its product shisa like 2B (gene SHISAL2B). The record is from RefSeq and is a predicted model, not a curated record. Lineage: Eukaryota; Metazoa; Chordata; Mammalia; Chiroptera; Vespertilionidae.